GAUAGAACUUGACUUAUGUAUACAUUCUCAAUUCAGCAACACAUUUCGCCUCCUCACCGUUCGUUUUUGAUUGGGAGGCAAAAUAAUGUAAAAUUGAACAAACAAAAAAAUCACUGUAGAAUCGAUUCAACGGUUAAAUGGGAGAGCCUAGAUUUUUUAAUAAUAUCGUUGUAAGUGUGGAUAAAAAUGUCUUCCGGUGAAGAUGUAUCAAAUCUUGUAACAAGAACUCAGGACCUUACUCUGGGACAGCCCGAGGGAAAUCUCGGAAAUCAGAGCGACGGGGACGACGUUUCUCCGCCACCUCAAAAUUUACAAAAUAUACUUGUUUUUUCUCGAGCAAGACGAGCCCUUCUGUUUGGAACGGAUGAGGAUCACACAUCCUCAUCUUUGGGAAGAGGUGGAGAAUGCCCUUCAACAAGCACUGACAGCCGCCCACCCAGUAAUUCCAUAAAUACUCUGCAUCCGGAGACACGUUCUUCCAAUGAAUUACCACUGGAAAAUGCUCAAGUUCAUUAUUCUGAUGUGGCAGUUUACAAUUGGCAAGGUAGCAAAGCUACCAUAAAGGAAAGAUUUGCGUUUCUCUUCAACAAUAAAAUUCUAUCAGAUGUUCAAUUUCUCGUUGGACGAGGAUCUCAGCAGCAGCAUAUACCAGCACACAAAUUGGUUCUGUCUUCGGGUAGCGCUGUAUUUGAUGCAAUGUUCAAUGGAACACUGGCCACUGCAUCACCAGAAAUUGAAGUUCCUGAUGUUGAGCCCAUUGCAUUUUUAGCUGUGUUGCUUUUUUUAUACACUGAUGAAUUGCAUAUUGGCCCAGAAACUGUUAUGACCACUUUGUACACAGCUAAGAAAUAUGCUGUGUCUCCAUUGGAAAAACACUGUGUUGAGUUUCUUCGCAGUAAUUUAACAAGCGAUAAUGCUUUUAUGCUUCUGACGCAAGCUCGACUCUUUGACGAGCCUCAACUUGCUUCUGUAUGCCUGGAUACAAUUGACAAAUUCACAACUGAUGCUCUGAACGCUGAUGGAUUCACUGACAUUGAUAUAGAUACGUUGAUGGUUGUCCUCGAACGAGACACUUUACGAAUUAGAGAAUCCAGAAUUUUCCAAGCUGUUGUGAGGUGGUCAGAAGCUGAAUGUGUGAGACAACAAUUGCCUGUGACUCCUGAAAACCAGAGAUCCGUUCUCGGGCGAGCUUUAGCUCUGGUUCGAUUCCCACUUAUGUCUGUUGAAGAAUUUGCUGCUGGUCCAGCACAGAGCGGGUUACUUACCGACAGAGAAGUAGUCUCGCUGUUUUUAUAUUUUACUGUGAAUCCGAAACCUCCAGUCGGGUUCGAAGCUAUGCCCCGAUGUCGACGGUUAGGCAAAGAAUUGACAGUAUCUAGGUUUCAACAUACAGAUCGUCGGUGGGGAUAUAGUGGUACAAGUGACCGAAUACGUUUCAGCGUAGAUAGAAGGAUAUUUCUGAUUGGCUACGGUGUUUACGGAAGUGCAUACGGACCCGCAGAAUAUGAAGUUUUGAUAGAGCUCAUUCACACGGCCUCGGGGAAAAUUAUUGCUACGAAUGCAACGAGUUUUAGUUGUGAUGGAUCGAACUAUACGUAUCGUUUGACGUUCAAGGAACCUGUCGAAAUUAUAGCGAACACCAUUUACACUGCCUCCGCGAAAUUCAAGGGUCCAGAUUCUCACUACGGAACGAAGGGUUUGCGUCGCGUGACCGUGGACUGUGAUUCAGGAAAAGAAAAAUUAAGAUUCCAGUUCAGUUUCGCAGCUGGUGAUAACAAUGGGACCUCACUAGAAGAUGGCCAAAUACCAGAACUGAUAUUUUACACGUGAUGGAUGUGAAUUUUCCCAUUCGAAGAAAUAAUGAAACGCUAAAAAAUGCAUUCCUGUCUAAUUUGUAAAUAUCCUGUGGUUGAAUAUUUAAUUGUACGAGUUAUCCAUGGGAGCAACGGCCAAAAUGUUGAAGACGAGCUAGUAUAUAUUGUAAUUGUUCUCAACUCUGAAUAAAGUAGUCUUUGAAGUGCA
Molecule: messenger RNA, 2022 nt
Organism: Venturia canescens
Lineage: Eukaryota; Metazoa; Arthropoda; Insecta; Hymenoptera; Ichneumonidae
Product: BTB/POZ domain-containing protein 1-like
Exons: 6
Coding region: 187-1830 (547 amino acids)
Biological process (GO): neurogenesis
Cellular component (GO): cytosol; P-body
Molecular function (GO): protein binding
Source: RefSeq, a predicted model, not a curated record